AUGUCGGCAGACACCGGCCCCAUAUCCCCCGCCCGCUUCGCCGAAGCAGUGCGUGAGCUCUCCCUCCCGACGCUGCACCUCAAGGCGCUCGAGAUCCGCAACUCGAUCCUGCACCUGCAGUACUCCAACGCCCAGCUGAAGCCCUACGCCGAAGGCGCCGCGACAACGCUCGAUGCCGCCGAUGCCUCUAUUGGCAGACCCGACCCCGACUGCGUCGAGGCCAUCCGCGAGAACGACGUCGUCAUCGCCCGCAUGGAGGAGCGCGUGCAGAUCAUUCGCGAAGAGGUUGAGGGCCGUGGACACUCAUGGAACGAGUUCCGCAGCAAGGAGGAGGUCGAGUCGGAGCAGCACACUGGUGCUGGCACGAAUGGGGUGAAUGGCACGGCGGCUGUGCAGACGACGAAUGGUCUUGGUGCCGCGAGGGCCGAAGAGGAGAGGAUCGCGGGACAGAGCGCAGCGACGAACAACUCCAGCAACGCAACGGCAGCUUCACAACACCCAGCGUGGUUGGAUGGCACAUUCCAGACGGGCACGAUACGCAACGGCGAGAUCCAGCUGGAUGCCACACCGGCUCAACCUACCCCGCAAGCAAACGGCACGGGCGGCCGCCUGUCCGACGAUGAGCUUCGCCGGGCCAUGGAGGACCGGAUGAGAGGUCUCGGCGAUGACAACGAUGAGGACGGCGGAAUGCACUUGUAA
Colletotrichum spaethianum is the source of this 699-nucleotide messenger RNA. RefSeq names its product translation machinery-associated protein 20. Gene Ontology annotation, biological process: proteasome regulatory particle assembly. Bases 1 to 699 code for a protein of 232 amino acids. The record is from RefSeq and is a predicted model, not a curated record. NCBI's taxonomy places the organism in Eukaryota, Fungi, Ascomycota, Sordariomycetes, Glomerellales, Glomerellaceae. Gene Ontology annotation, molecular function: protein-macromolecule adaptor activity. The transcript has a single exon.